Pseudoliparis swirei is the source of this 1313-nucleotide messenger RNA. RefSeq names its product bcl-2/adenovirus E1B 19 kDa-interacting protein 2-like protein. Gene Ontology annotation, cellular component: cytoplasm. Bases 132 to 1238 code for a protein of 368 amino acids. Gene Ontology annotation, biological process: apoptotic process. The record is from RefSeq and is a predicted model, not a curated record. Lineage: Eukaryota; Metazoa; Chordata; Actinopteri; Perciformes; Liparidae. The transcript has 11 exons.
UGUCUCUCUCUCUCUCUGUCUCUCUCUCUCUCUCCCUCUCUCUCUGUCUCUCUCCCUCUCUCUGUCUCUCUCUCUCUCCCUGUGAACCAGCUUCCUGUCGACUCCCUGAGAGAGCAGAUCUGCCAAACAACAUGGAGUCAGGAGAGGAAGAGCAGGAGGAAGGAGGAGAGGAAGGAGGAGAGGAAGAGCAGGAGGAAGGAGGAGAGGAAGACUCCUCCUCUGGUGUCCAGGCCGUGGGGGAGGAAGAGGUUCCAGAGCAGAAAUCCUCCGCAGAGCGACGAGCUCCGCCCACCAGUCUGUCUUUGUCACGACCAACGAAGAAGAAGAAGAUCCUGGUGGCUCCGGCUCUCAGUCUGUCUUUAGGGGGCCGCAGUGAGUCCAGCGUUUCAGGCGACUUCCCCUCGUGCUUCCUCUCGCCGUCCCCUGAAGACGACGAUGACCUGGCGCCGGCCUUCGACCUGGACGACAUGGACACGCCCUCUGACAGCGAGUCGCUGCCCUUCCCCAUGUAUGACCUGGAAGAUGACCUGCGGCGUCUCGGCGUGGCGACCCAGCACCGCGGGGGGUCCGGAUCCAGACCCCGGUCCGGGUCUGACUGCCAGACCGGUUCUGGACCGGAGGGGGGCCGCGAGACCCCGGGGUCUCUGGAGCAGGAGGACGUGGUGGACGGGACCGGCACCAGGUGGCGCCGCUUCUCCACCGGAGACCCGCCGCAGGAGAGCCGGGUCGACAUGAGCGUCCUGGAGCCGUUCCUCAGGGUCCUGUCCCACGCAGGUUACUAUGGAGACGGGACAAAUGACAUCAUCGUGUUUUCUUCGUGCUUCCUGCCGCAGAACCACCUGGAGAACUACGGCUACGUCAUGGACCACCUGUUCAGGUACGUGGUGGGGACUCUGGACCUGAUGGUGCAGGAGGACUACGUGGUGGUCUACCUGUGUGCCGGAGGCCAGGAACCGCCACACCCACGACUGCUGCCCUCAGCUGGGCUGGCUGUGUGUCUCUGUCCACUGUGUGUGUGUGACUGUGUGUUGAGGAAGAACCUAAAGGGUUUCUACGUGGUUCAUCCCACCUGGUACAUCAAGGCCCUCGUCACCAUCAUCAAACCCUUCAUCAGCUCUAAGUUCAGCAGGAAGCUCCAGUUCGUGUCCAGCCUCUGUGAUCUCUCUCACCUGGUCCCUACUGAGCAUGUGCAGAUCCCAGACUGCGUCGCCCGGUACGACCAGAACCUGAGCAGCUGAAGCCACGCCUCCUCCUCUGCUCCUCCUCCUCUGCUCCUUAUGUUACUAUAAGAUCAAUAAAAUGUGGACACACUU